AUGUUCUCCUGGAUUCGGCUCCUCGGAGCCCUUCUUCUACUUGCCUCCGUGGCUCACGCCCAGUUCCAGUUCUUUGAGCAUAUGUUUGGAGGCGGCGGCGGCGGUGGUGGUCACCAGGGUCGUCAGCAGGCGGCGCAGAAUGUUCCAAGUGAUAGCUCGCGGUAUCAGAGUCAAUGGGACUCAGCCCAUUGCGAUAAAUACCUCUGCCCUGGCACGCUCGCAUGCGUCCAUUUCCCGCAUCAUUGCCCGUGUCCGCAUCCCGAUGUCGAAGAGAAGGUUGAGCUUGGAGAAGGAAGUGCCGUUUGUGUGUCAAAGGGAGGAUACAAGGAGGGUGAGGCGGCGCGGAAGAUUGAGCUGGCGCGCAAGGGUCUUUUGUGA
This is a messenger RNA of Aspergillus niger, 378 nucleotides long. RefSeq lists its product as uncharacterized. Lineage: Eukaryota; Fungi; Ascomycota; Eurotiomycetes; Eurotiales; Aspergillaceae. The record is from RefSeq and is a predicted model, not a curated record. Bases 1 to 378 code for a protein of 125 amino acids. The transcript is spliced from 2 exons.